Messenger RNA from Penicillium antarcticum, 849 nucleotides. RefSeq lists its product as uncharacterized. The record is from RefSeq and is a predicted model, not a curated record. The transcript is spliced from 2 exons. Bases 1 to 849 code for a protein of 282 amino acids. Lineage: Eukaryota; Fungi; Ascomycota; Eurotiomycetes; Eurotiales; Aspergillaceae.
AUGUCGAAACUCUCCGCCAGCCUCAAGGCAUUGAUCAAUGCCCCCGCCGCCCGUCCGGCCACCGUCCCCGCCCCGGCCAACAUAACCUCGGUCUACCAGAAGAUCCAGCAAACCGCCCAAGCGAAACAGAUCUCACAGCCAUCAUGGGUCGCCCUAUCCACCGCAGCAACAAUGACGAUGAACUCCCCAGAAUCCCUAACAGCCCUUUACAACCUCGCGAGCAACACAACACCAACUCAAUCCCUCGAAACAGCCGAACUCAUGCGCGAAGUCGGCCUCAAAUGCAUCUCCUUCAACGGCAUCCCUAGAACGAUCAACUGCCUGGGCUCCUUCCGCGCAAGCCUGCCAGAAAGCAUAACGGCAAGAUUAACUCGUACCCCAACCCGCGCGCCGACACCUGAAAAUAUUUCUGAAAUCAGCGCGCGUGGCCAUGCGCUCUGGGAUUCCAUCUACAGACCAUUUGAGACGAAAUUGUUUGAUAAGCUCGCUGAGUCGCAUCCUGAUCUACCGGUUCAUAUCUUGCAUGCCAAUUAUGGGGCUUUGCUUUCUGAUCCUGUGCGUGAGCGGCUUGGGGGAUCGAGUGCUGGACGGGUUUUGACGUCUAUUGUUGCUGUUGCUUGUUUGAGGGCUCAGAGUGGGGUUGGGCCGCAGGUUACUUCGCAUGUUUUUGGUUUGAGGAAGGCCCUUGAGGAUGGGUCUUGGGCUGAGGAUGUUGAGGGGGAGGCUGGGGCUAAGUGGCUGGCUAGUGAUGAGGGUAAUUUAUGGAUUUUGGAGAGUGUUGAUGCCAUUGUUGAGGCUAUUGGGGGUGGGGAGGGUUCAAAUUUUGCUCCUGGACGGGCGAAGUUAUAG